Molecule: messenger RNA, 2252 nt
Organism: Chroicocephalus ridibundus (black-headed gull)
Lineage: Eukaryota; Metazoa; Chordata; Aves; Charadriiformes; Laridae
Gene: SLC2A6
Product: solute carrier family 2 member 6
Exons: 9
Coding region: 93-1883 (596 amino acids)
Biological process (GO): transmembrane transport
Cellular component (GO): membrane
Molecular function (GO): transmembrane transporter activity
Source: RefSeq, a predicted model, not a curated record
GAGCCCGCCUGGCAGAGCUGUGGGUGCGCGCGUGUUUGGGCAUCCAACUCUUGUGGGAGCAUAAGAUCCUGCUGGGGGCACGGGGGUCUUGAAUGGAGCCCCCUCCCUGCUCCGCUGAGACGAGCCAGCUGCCGGCUGGGUCCGUGGUGCCGCCCAGCUCCGGCUUCUGCUUUUCUCGGUUUGUUCAACCUGCUGAAAACCGCCCGGCGCAGAGGAAACAUCGGCGGUGCCCGGGGGGGGCAGGCUCUCGCCCCCCACCACAGGGCAGGAGCGGCUGCUGCUCUGCUGGGAGAAAUCCCAGCAGCCGGGGGCUCUGCAGGGCCGUUCCCGGGGAAAAUCCCCCCCCCGUGGGUGUCACGAGAGCCUUGGUGAAGGCUGGGGGAAGCCACGAGACAGAGUUAACGUUUCUGGCGGGUGCGAUAAGAGCACCCAACACGUCCUUCUUGGUUGCUCCCUCCUUCAGGAGCCUCCACAACAAGCGGCUCUACCUGGCUGUGUUUGCCGCUGUCCUGGGGAAUUUCAGUUUCGGCUUCGCCCUGGUUUACCCCUCGCCCGUCAUCCCCGCCCUGGAGGCUCACCCCAGCCCUGCGCUGAGGCUGGACCAGUACACAGCAUCCUGGUUCGGGUCAGUGUUCACGCUGGGAGCGGCGGCGGGGGGGCUCAGCGCCAUGCUCCUCAAUGACCGCCUGGGACGCAAGCUGAGCAUCAUGUUCUCGGCGCUGCCCUCCGUCGUGGGAUAUGCGCUGAUGGCCGGCGCCCAGGGGAUUGGGAUGCUGCUGCUGGGACGCGUGCUGACGGGCUACGCCGGCGGCGUGACAUCCGCCUCCAUCCCGGUCUACAUCUCAGAGAUCUCCCACCCCGGGGUCAGAGGCAUGCUGGGCGCCUGUCCUCAGAUCAUGGCAGUGCUGGGCUCCCUCGUCCUGUACGCGCUGGGGCUGGUCCUGGAGUGGCGCUGGCUGGCCGUCGCAGGGGAGGUGCCCGUGCUCGCCAUGAUUGUCCUGCUCUGCUUCAUGCCCAACUCGCCCCGGUUCCUGCUCUCCCAGGGGAAGGAUGACGAGGCCCUGAGGUCACUGUGCUGGCUGCGGGGCAGGGACACGGACUACGCCCGGGAGUAUGAGCAGAUCAAGGACAGCGUGAGGAAGCAGAACCGGCGGGUUUCCUGUGCCGAGAUCAAGGACCCCUUCAUUUACAAGCCCCUCCUGAUUGCGGUGGGGAUGAGGUUCCUGCAGCAGCUCUCUGGUGUCACCUGUGUCCUUGUGUACCUGCAGUCAAUAUUCAAGAAAACAUCUGUCAUCCUGAAGCCAGAGUACGAUGCAGCUCUUGUUGGCUUGGUCCGUCUGUUCUCGGUGGCGAUCGCUGCUGUGUCGAUGGAUAAAGCUGGGAGGAAGAUUCUUCUUUUUGUAUCAGCUGGUGUCAUGUUGAUCUCCAACCUGACCAUGGGGCUCUACAUCCACUUCGUGCCAGCUUCUCAGAAUGGCACCAUUGCCAACAAGACACUGGUGAGCUUUGCCAACCUUCCUGCUGAGCCGACCCACUACAUCACCCUCAUCCCACUCCUGGCAACCAUGUUCUUCAUAAUGGGUUAUGCCAUGGGCUGGGGACCCAUCACUUGGUUGCUGAUGUCGGAGAUCCUGCCUCUGAAAGCCCGCGGGGUGGCCUCGGGUCUCUGCGUUGUUGUGAGCUGGCUGACAGCCUUCACCCUGACCCGGUUCUUCCUCCUGGUCGUGGAAGCCUUUGGCCUCGAGGUGCCCUUCCUAUUCUUCACUAUCAUCUGCGCCGCGAACGUCUUAUUCACAGGCUGCUGUGUUCCAGAAACCAAAGGCAGGUCCCUGGAACAGAUUGAGGCCUUCUUCAGGACUGGCCGGAGGUCCUUCAUGAGGUAGGAGCUUCCAUCUGCCAGCUGCACAGGGCCACCAGUCCACGUGCAUCUCAAACCAGGACAAUGGACAAGAACGAAAAGGGUUGUGCUGCUGGAGGUGGAGGCUGGAGCUCUCUCCAAAGGCCAUAGGAGAGGAAUGGGCAGCAAUGACCAUCUUGCUUUGGAUGCUGAAGUUGCCAACUGGAACUUUACCUUCUCCUCCCAUCAUUCAACACUACCUGUUGCUCUCUGGGCCACAUGUCAACCCAAGGUAUAGGACCAGGCAACCGGCGCCAGCCUGGGGACGAAGAUGUCCUGGGAAACAGAACACGUGGCUGUGGGCAAGAGACCACGUGUGUCCUUCGCUCAGCAGCCACCAAAGCAGCCUGAGAGC